Humulus lupulus (European hop) is the source of this 777-nucleotide messenger RNA. RefSeq lists its product as uncharacterized. The coding region runs from base 1 to 777 and encodes 258 amino acids. Lineage: Eukaryota; Viridiplantae; Streptophyta; Magnoliopsida; Rosales; Cannabaceae. The transcript has a single exon. The record is from RefSeq and is a predicted model, not a curated record.
AUGGCGAGGGGGCGAAAACCUGGGCUGAAGCUUGCAAAACCUGCUAUCUCUUCGAAGCUCCCUUCAACUAAUGGUGAGAAUUCUGAACAAAAUCGUCCUGAAAAACCAGCGAUUGAAGAACCUAAAGGAUUAGGGAUUAUGGAAGAACAUGAGUAUGAUGUUCGAUCUUUGGAUGAAGGUUCGAAGAAGGACUACGAUCUUGAAAUGCACCACAAAACAGAGAACUGGGCUGCAGAAGUUGAAGAGCAAUCCUUCCAGGAUUCAGCUAAGGAAACUUGGGCUAAGUUUCGCGAAUCGAUUCACUCUUAUGGUGGCACGAAGCUUCACUACUCAGAACCAUAUCAGAAGGAUGGCCAGAUUGUUGCGAAAUUGGACAUGGAGGAGAUUGAAGUAGAAGCUUCAUUCUGGAAAUCUGCGAUAAUAUGUGUUGUAAUUGGGGCAAAUCCUCCUCUGGCAGUGUUUGAGGGUUUUGUUAAAAGGAUUUGGGGAAAACUUGGCAUUGUGAGUGUUGCCCGAAUGAAUGCUGGAUUUACUAUGGUGAAAUUCAGAGAUGAGGCAGCAAGGGAUCUAGUGUUAGAAUCAGGGGUUGUACACUUUGAUAGGAAACCUGUUGUCCUUCGGCCUUGGACCACUGAUGUUGAGUCUCUGAAAUCCAUCAAAUCUGUUCCAAUAUGGAUUAGGCUGCCUGAUCUUGGGUUGCAAUACUGGGGAGUGAAUUGUCUGAGUGCUCUUGUUAGCACAAUAGGAAAACCCAUAAUGAUUGACCAAAUUACUUAG